GCGCCUCCGAACCUCGACCCGUCAACGCGCCGGAAACCGAAAUCAGUCCGCAACUUGCAUUUCGCAUCAACCGGCCCUCAACAAAGGCCACCUCAACCGCAACUCACCCUGCCUCGAACCACAACUUCCUGAACCGUUUCUCCCCCCGCAUCCAAAUUUUAUCAUACACCACAAAACGUACCAUCGAGAACUGCCGACUGUAGCGAGAACAACUGACCGACCGCCGGUCAACACGCAAAGAUGGAUUACGAUCCGAUGGUGAUGGACGACGCCGAGUCCCUGGGACCGGUCGUCAAGAUCUCACAAGCGGACAACACCCGAGUCAAGUUUGAGCUCUCCAACACCGAGCUCAGCUUCGCCAACUCCCUUCGUCGCGUCAUGCUUGCCGAGAUUCCCACGAUUGCCAUCGAUCUAGUCGAGAUCGAGGCCAACAGCUCCGUUUUGGCCGACGAAUUCAUUGCCCACCGCCUGGGCCUGAUUCCACUCAACGCCGAAGGUAUCGAGCAGCUUCUGUAUUCUAGGGACUGCGACUGCGACGAAUACUGCGAGCAUUGCAGUGUGACCCUCAACCUUCACGCCAAGUGCACUGGCGACGACAUCAUGCAAGUCUGUGCCCGCGAUCUUGUUCCAGUCGGCGAUCGCGUCAACCAAGUUCUCGGCUCGCCUAUCAUCAAUGAUCCUGAAGGCCAAGGUCCCCUCAUCCUCAAGCUUCGUCACGGUCAGGAGAUCAAGCUCCAAUGCAUCGCGAAGAAGGGUAUUGCAAAGGAGCAUUCCAAAUGGGCCCCAAGUGCCGCCAUCGGCUUCGAGUACGAUCCUCACAACAAGCUGCACCACCUCGACUUGUGGUAUGAGCAGGAUCCUAAGAAGGAGUGGCCUCCUUCGGAGUACGCCGACUGGGAGGAGCCUCCCCAGGAGGGCGAACCGUUCGAUUACGAUGCCGUACCACAACGCUUCUACUACAACGUCGAAACCGCCGGUCCUAUUCCCCCUGAUGCUAUUGUCACUGAAGGCAUCAAGGUCAUCCAGCAGAAGUUGGCUGGUCUGAUCCACGAACUUACCGAAAGCGAUGGUGGUGAGAACGGAUACAACGGACCGCGCAGCCCAGGCUACAACGAAGGUGGCGACAACUGGAACGACCAAGGAUCGUUUACGCCAUAUGGAAACGGAGGAAACCAGAGCUCUUGGGGAGGUCAGGGAGGUACCACGCCCUACGGAGCGACUCCCUACGGAGGCGGCCAAAACCCUUGGUCUUGAGCAUCAUAUGCUUACAGUUUACGAUUUGCGACGUCAAUUACUCCUCCUGAUGGCUUGCGAGGUCAUUGCGCCUGUCUUUUCCGGGAGGUUUUGGGUAUCUGCGGUAUCUUUGCGGCGCGAGUUCGAGCUGCGCACUUCGAUUAACAACACAACACUUUUACCAUUCAAACAAGAUUGAGAUUCGCAUUCCUAUACACACACUCGCGCCAUCACCACCAGCUCAGCAUCUACUUAGUAAUCGUGGCGCCUCCGUCUCUUACUGCGGGGACCGUAACUCAACCACACUUUGUGGCUGAGGCCCACGGAACGGAUCAGGGCCAAAUAUCGGACUUUUGGCGCUAGGCACGAGCCGCCACGUCAAGGUCAAUUUUGGGGGAAACUGGGAAAAGGAACUUUGGGAGCUGGAUCUUGACAUUAGGGGAGAGGAGAGAGGCGCAUUCUGAAGGGAUUCAAGUCAGGGCGAGAGGAACCAGAGCAUAUCUUAUUUGAGCGUCCCUCGUCCAGACACCACAUAUACUAGGCAGCGGAACGAGGACAGCUCUCUCUGUUAUUGGCACCCUGCAAAUGAUCUAUCGCACAAUUGCGAGGUAUAGACAAAAGGUGAAUAUAGUUACCAUGGUCUGGCGACUACAUAGGGGACCAAAAUACCCAAAAAAAACAUUCAUAAACGGUUCGAAAGUGCGAGGUUCAUAAAAAAUCAAGAUGCCAUUCUCGCCGGUUGC
Neurospora crassa OR74A is the source of this 1976-nucleotide messenger RNA. Its product is annotated as DNA-directed RNA polymerase II polypeptide. Gene Ontology annotation, biological process: DNA-templated transcription. Gene Ontology annotation, cellular component: RNA polymerase II, core complex. Gene Ontology annotation, molecular function: protein dimerization activity; DNA-directed RNA polymerase activity; DNA binding. The record is from RefSeq and is a predicted model, not a curated record. The coding region runs from base 241 to 1254 and encodes 337 amino acids. Lineage: Eukaryota; Fungi; Ascomycota; Sordariomycetes; Sordariales; Sordariaceae. The transcript is spliced from 3 exons.